AUGGCUCCAAGACGCAAGAAGGUCAAGGCUAAGAAGAUCAAGACCACUGGAGUCAAGGGCAAGAACACAGCCGAGAGAAGUGAUGGUUCCAGGGAUGUUGCCCGAGGAGACGCUGGGGACGAUGCCGAACAUGUGACAGAAAAGGAGGCGACGAUGCUACUCCAGUUGACACAGAAAGUUGCAGGAGAGGACUAUUUCCACCGUCUUCCGAUUGAGAUACGCCAAAUGAUUUACGCCUUGGCCGUCGUAGAGGAGGGUAAGGUUCGGCCUGUCCAGGUUGAAGCGCGGGCGAACAAGUUCCAUGGAAGCAAAACCGCCACGAAGGCCUUCACCAGCCUGCUUCUGACCUGCCGGGGGUUCUACGAGGAGCUACUAAGUCGCCCCGACUUUUACCGGGUAUGA
Messenger RNA from Colletotrichum graminicola M1.001, 402 nucleotides. RefSeq lists its product as uncharacterized. The transcript has 2 exons. Lineage: Eukaryota; Fungi; Ascomycota; Sordariomycetes; Glomerellales; Glomerellaceae. The record is from RefSeq and is a predicted model, not a curated record. The coding region runs from base 1 to 402 and encodes 133 amino acids.